Ramularia collo-cygni is the source of this 1887-nucleotide messenger RNA. Its product is annotated as related to cation diffusion facilitator 10. The coding region runs from base 1 to 1887 and encodes 628 amino acids. Gene Ontology annotation, molecular function: monoatomic cation transmembrane transporter activity. The transcript has a single exon. NCBI's taxonomy places the organism in Eukaryota, Fungi, Ascomycota, Dothideomycetes, Mycosphaerellales, Mycosphaerellaceae. Gene Ontology annotation, cellular component: membrane. Gene Ontology annotation, biological process: transmembrane transport; monoatomic cation transport. The record is from RefSeq and is a predicted model, not a curated record.
AUGGAUCGGCCGAAGAGCAUGCCGCCGCAGAGCAGCGGACAAGGUUUAUUCCACUUCCUGCCUCUGAACUCGGAAGUGUCCGUACCCGCCGUCGUGCCCAACAGUCGAUGGAGCGUCGAUGUCGCCAAUCCCCGUCCGCACUGGCAGCGCUCCWCGGCCAGCAUUUCCGCCGCAGAAUUCCUCGGCAUGAAACGAAGCAGCAGCAACGAUCCCGACGACAAACAUGUGGGGGGAGGAAGAGGAGGAGGAGCAGAAGAUGCGGCCAAUGCCCGACGCAUGAGCCAUGCCGCCAGCAUCCUCAACACGCCGCAAGUUCGCAGCCAGCGGUUGAUCGGGAACAGCAAUCCGCGAUACCGCUGGGAUCGAUACUUCAAGAGCGAGGACGAGUUGAAGCCCAUGUCCAAGAAGUUGCGGAAAUACUACGAGAGGAACAACUAUCUCAUCCAGCAUUACAUGUACAUUGAUCGCUUGCUGGACAGUAGUCUGCCCCACGAUCUCAUCCAGGAAUAUCAACACAUUGAAAUGUCGGCCAUCAAGAAUCUGCGGCAGGAAAACCUGCCCGAACCGAUUGAGGAGGAGGAGGGAGCACGACAUGCAAGUAUGAAUGGAAAUGGAUAUGGCAGUAUGAAUGGGAAUGGACAUGAAAAUGGACAGGGCGGCAUGAAUGGGAAUGGAUAUGAAAAUGGCAUGGUAGACUCGCACCAUCGCGUCUAUCCCGAACGACACGGCUCAUUUGACAGCAUCGACGCUGAUGGAGGCUUCUGGGCCAAUGGCAAUGAAGAAUCCCACCCGCCUCCCCCUAAAGUCAAGCGGACACCCAAGGACAUUUAUUCCUACAAGGCAUCCAACAACAACAGCGAAACCGCCCUCAGCAAUGAAAACGAAGACGGCGAACAGGAACCUCUCCUCUCCUCCCGCUUCUCCCACACCGCCGAUGGAGAGGUAGAAGACGGGCCGGCCUCCAUCCCCGAACUAGAGUACGAGGAAGAAGCUUCCUCCCAGUCCCGCAUCGUCACCAUCGCCAUUAUCAUCAACGUCGUCGCCAACACCGCCCUCCUCAUCAUGAAACUCAUCGUUGUCCUCCUCUCCUCCUCCGUCUCCGUCCUGGCCUCCCUCGUCGACGCCGCUCUGGACUUCCUCUCCACCGUCAUCGUCUCCGUUACCACUCGUCUCAUCUCCCGAACAGAUCAAUACGCCUUCCCCAUCGGUCGUCGACGCCUCGAACCCGUCGGGGUCCUGGUCUUCAGCGUCAUCAUGAUCACCGCCUUCAUCCAAGUCCUCUGGCAAGCCAUCGCCGCUCUAACCAGUGGAAAACAAGAAAUCGUAGAGCUCACCAUCCCAGCCAUCGCCAUCAUGUCAGCCACUGUGGUCAUCAAAGGAGCCUGCUGGUUCUGGUGCCGCAUGAUCAAAAACUCCUCCGUGCAAGCUCUCGCUCAAGACGCCGCCACCGACGUCGUCUUCAACACCUUUUCCAUCAUUUUCCCUUUAAUCGGAUACUACGCUUCCAUCUGGUGGCUGGAUCCUCUAGGCGGAGUCUUCCUCUCCCUCUACGUCAUCAUCAAUUGGAGUCGCACCGCAAACGAACACAUCAUGAACCUCACCGGCGCCUCGGCCAGCGCAGACGAGCGCAACAUUUUAUUAUAUCUCACCAUGCGAUUUGCGCGCACGAUCAAACAAAUCCAGGGCUUGCAAGCCUAUCAUUCAGGGGAUAAAUUGAAUGUCGAAGUGGAUAUCGUGUUGGAAGAGACGAUUAGUCUACGGGAUAGUCAUGAUUUGGGCGAGAGUUUGCAGUAUGUGAUUGAGAGCGUGCCGAAUGUCGAUCGCGCGUUUGUGCAUAUGGAUUAUACGGGGUAUAAUCUGCCGACGCAUUUGCAGCAGGAUAAUUGA